Seminavis robusta is the source of this 486-nucleotide messenger RNA. The record is from the annotation of a GenBank genome assembly. NCBI's taxonomy places the organism in Eukaryota, Bacillariophyta, Bacillariophyceae, Naviculales, Naviculaceae.
AUGGCCUUCACACCUGGGGCUGUGUGGCGGACAAUGGCCCCACCAAACCUGAACUUCUGGUUGAUUGCAAAAGUGAGCAUGUUUUCCAGUUUAUUCACAGAAAUUACCUUCUAUGCCAUGCAUCGGAUCAUGCACAUGAAAAAGAGCAAAAAUCCAAUUGUCAAAUAUCUCUGCAAAUGUCACAAGAUUCACCACAUGGUUGAUUCACGCCAAUUGAAAUCUCAUGAUGCUGUUCGCGUGCAUUUUGUUGAGACAAUCUUUAAUGUGAUUGGCAUUCUUGGCGGACCCUUGCUGAUGGGCUGUCACCCCAUGGUCACGUUGUCUUCUUUUACCUUCACAGUGGCCAAUGCUUUCAUCAGCCAUACUGACUACUUUGACUUUCACAACAGCAAUCACAUCUUGCACCACAAGCGCAGUGACUGCAACUAUGGCCUGACAGGCAUGAUGGACUACAUUUUUGGUACAGGCAGAACAGAAAGCAAGUAA